Molecule: messenger RNA, 4477 nt
Organism: Drosophila kikkawai
Lineage: Eukaryota; Metazoa; Arthropoda; Insecta; Diptera; Drosophilidae
Gene: MED26
Product: mediator complex subunit 26
Biological process (GO): regulation of transcription by RNA polymerase II; positive regulation of gene expression
Cellular component (GO): mediator complex; core mediator complex; nucleus
Molecular function (GO): transcription coregulator activity
Source: RefSeq, a predicted model, not a curated record
UCACCACUGACAAAGUGCAGCUGUAAAUGGUGAAAAUGGCGAAUUGUGCUAGUGUCGGAAUAUUAAAAAUGAAAUAUUAAUUUACUGAACAUUUUGCGUUCGAUAUAUUUAAACACAUCUGAACAAAGCAGAGGCUUGUCGAUAACGGAAAUAUAAUUUGAAUGUGCAAACUAUAUAUUCCGUCGUCGUUGGAGCUAUAAAUGAACCAAAACCAAAUCCAGCAACUCACCUCUCACCUAUCCCAGGCACUUGAUCAAAACUACGAUGUUGUUAAUAUGGAGACUGUGCUGUCGGUUAUAUGUGCUUUGGAGGGUACAACAAUUACAAAGGAGCAACUGGAGGCCACCCGACUGGCCAAGUACAUCAACCAAUUAAGGCGGCGAACUAAGAACGAACAUUUGGCGCGACGCGCCAAGUCUUUACUGAAGAAAUGGCGUGAAAUGGUGGGGAUACAGCAGACUGUCAAUGAGUCACAGUCGCAUCAGCUGAGUAGUGUAAGCCUGCAGCAGCAACAGCAGCCCUCCUCAGAUUUCGUCAAGACCGAUUUAGAUCAAGAGUCGAUCCAUUUGCCCUUAUCGCCGUCACAGCAAAUUAUACAUCCAGAAACACAGAAUUCAUCUGAUACUGUGCAUCAUACCAGUUUCUCCAACUUGGUUAAUAAUGUGCACAGGGAAAGCAAGAAUAAAAUGAGAAGGCACGAGGCAGCACCCAUCGCAAACACCGAGAACGAACCUGCUGUGGUCAUUGAUAUUGCUUCUGAUUCGGAUGAGACGGAUUACAAUAGCAGUGCGGUUGCACCGUCGAAGCGCGGAAAUGCCCAGAAUUCAAUACUUGCUAUCCCCAUACCCGUAGCAAGUCCGAUUCCUAAACAAAAGAAAUUAAAAAAGGCCAAAAAACAUAAAGAUAAUGAUGUACAGAAUGUACGAGUUCAUGGAAAAGUUGCAGAGACAUUGUCACAAGCAGACUCAGAAAUCUUUUCCCUCUCAAACAGUUCAAUGAGCUCGAUAUUUUCCGCGGAAGCCAUUACCACAUUGGGAAACUCGCAGCAUAAUAAAACGAGAUUAAACGCCAGCGAAUUGACAUUUACGGGCAGAUUCAAGUCUGCAUCCAGUCACAAUAAUAAUUCUGCAGGCCUUUUCCCCGUACGAAGCAAUGAACCGUCUAGAAAACAGGCUGGAAAAUAUGAUGAUUAUAAUAAUAUAUAUGAUUCGAGUGGUGCCUCUUGCAGUCGACUGUCUCCUUUAAAUAUGGAAGAUAGCAGCAGGAAAAUUGAGACUACAAUAGAUGCUAGUAUGCAUCAAGCUGUACUUGUGGGCAGCAAUGAUUUGGAGAACACAACGUCUCAGUCUCGUUUGCAUAUUCCAAAAAAACGCGGUCGAAAAAGAGGCUCUAAAGGGGUUGACUCUUUGAUAACCAAGGAUACAUCGGCUAGCCUCUCCCAACAAAUCUUCUUUGGUCAAGGCUCGACUGUGAAAAAGGUGAAGACCACUAAAGAAUUAUUUAAUGAAAUUCAAAGCAGGAAAUUGAGUGUUUCCACAACGAGCAAUCUUUCAAGUUCUUCAACAACAAAUCGAGCAGAACAGGGAUCAAUCAUGGCUGCUAUGUUUCCUAGACCAGCGUCAUCUUGUUCAGAUACAUCCAUACAUUCGCCACAAAUUAUGGAAACUUGUUCGGGCAAUGUUACUUUAAUGGGCGCCGAUACAUUCUCGAAUAAAUUAGAUGCUGCAAUUACGGACAGCGAUACUGUUACCUCAGAACCUUCUCGUGACAGUAAUAAAUCGCAGGAAAUCAAAGGUACUUCCUUGGACAAUAGCAAUAGCAAUUCAUUUGGAACCUUUGGAAAGAGCAACAUGAACAUCAAACAGGAGAAUCUAAAUGACAUCACAACACAACUUAUGCACUUGAUACAUAGCUUGAAGAGUCCGCUGAGCGUGUACGAAAUUGAGCAAAUGUAUCUGGCCGAACUCGUACCAUGUUCAUGUGUAAUUAUGGAGGAUGACUAUACAAAUGCUCUAAAGGGAGAGCCAGAAAUUGCAGUUUCCGAUAAUAUUUCUACAAGUGAGCAAAAAUUCAAUUUGAAUAUGGAUAAUACUACGACGGUGCAUAGAAAGGAUCAGGAUCUACAGGAUAUACGACCAUCGAUAAAACGAUUGGAUAAUGAUCAUGAAAUGGUGGAAAAUCAACUGAAGCCUGUGAGAUCGAUCUUUGAUUUAGACUUCGAUGAUGAUAACGAUUUGCAUUCAAUAAUGCUUGAAACUAAGCCGGCUGUUAAAAUGGAAGAAAUAAAGAAAAAAUUGGAAGUUCUGAAUGUGUCUCAACUUGAUAUUAACUAUACUCAAGAAGUGGAACAGGAAAAUAGUGAAACAAUUGCAGCCAAUCUCCCAAUUAUUCCCUCUCUUGUCGUUCAGGAAGAUCCCCACUGCCUGGCAAAGCAACGAUUUUAUGUACAAACAAACCAAGUGACCAGUUUUCAUAUAAAUGCCUUGCAUAAUUACUACAUACCAAAUAUUAAUGGAAAUUGGAAUGAUUUGGAAAAUAAUUCGAUGCAACCCUGGGAUUCCAUGUAUACGGUCACUAAUGGAGCUGAUGUUGUGCCUAAAUAUGGCUUAAUAGCUUCGGACCGUAUCAAAAAGGAUCUAAGUUCUUUAAAGUUCUUAAAACCUUUUAAGGCGAAACCUUUCAAAUCAUUAAUAGCGCCAUUUCUGGGUGUGGCCAAAUGUUUGCCUACCUGUCGACGUGCUAAACGAAGACUCAACAUAUCGUUUAAUCGUUUUUCUCACAAUCCAGGUGGUAAUUAUAAUGUUCCCAUGGAAAUGCCGCCGCUAAAUGUUAAUAUUGAUGGAACGGACAGCGGCCAUAAUGAAAAUGCGGUGCCAAUAAAAAACCUACAAAUAUCAUCAUCAUAUGAUGAUACAUCAUCAAGAUACUUCAUUUCAGAUAUCCCUAAAAGUAAUAAUUUAUUAAAAUUAGUCGAGGAUCAAGUGGGGGCUGAAGAAAUUAUGAAAGAGAAAAAGAAUGAUUGGAAUGGUAAAAACUUUAAUAAUAAAACUAGUGAUAAUAACAGCAGUAGUGACAGUGAUAGUGAAGACAAAAAUGAGAAUGAUUAUGAAAAUAACGAGGAAUAUGCCAUUGUCCAACGCCCAACAACCACGAGUCGCGAUCAUAUUGUGUUGACAAUAAAGAAAACCCCAAGUAAAGUAAACUCGCCAGCAAAUUCACUGAUAAACACAAUGACUUCGCCAGUUAUUACAUCAAAUACUUCACCAACAACAUUUACAACAAACAUUAAAGCAAACACUGAGGAAAAUGGUGUUCAAAAAGUAACAGUUCCAGUACCACUCACUAAAUUUCAAUUGAUGAGACUUCCUUUUCGUCCUCAUCGUUAUCGCAAGCGCACCUUAAACACAAAAACUGACUUGGAUCUUAAGCAUGAAUUUUAUUUAAAAGAGACAUCUGUGGCCGUGGACAUGACGAUGCGUGAGAAAUUAUUUUUUCAGCACGAGUUGUACGGUGAGCCUGCUUUGGAUAUGAAAGAAAGAACUUUAAACUAUAGUAACAGCAGCUCAAAUUCCGAGGAAAGUGAAGGGGAAGAAGAAUCAUCGAAAGCUAAAAACCGCUCUACGAUAACCACUUUCGAUAAGAACCGAUUUAAUUUGCAAAGUGAGACUGAAACCAGAGAGGGUAAAAUCGAUAGCGAUGUAUUAUCAUCAAGUGAUACAGAUAUAGAUGGAGGCGAUGAAAAUUUUAUUUUUGAAGACGCCCAGCUCGAUUUAGUAAACAAUAGCUUGCUAAAAUCAUUCAACUUAAUUCAAACUGAUUCACAAAAGGAUUAUUUAAAUGGAAGUAAUAAACAAUACUGUAACAAUAAUCACUUGGGAAUCUCUACCGAAACUCCGCCCGUCAAAAAAUUGCCUCUUUUAAACCUUGAAUAUCGUACUGGCUAUCGAUCCUUACCCGAAAAUAAUGACACAUCAACCAAUGCGGCCGGUUAUCAAGAAUUUAAGGAAUGGCAUCAAGUUCUUCAACUAAAAUCAUACAACAACGAGCCGUUAAUCGUUCUGCCUUACGUCGUGCUUGAAUGAACAUAGAAUAUUCAACAAAAUGUUUUCAAUUUUACGCCGCAAUGUGUGAUAACAUUUCCAAAAAAAAAAAAAAAAAAAUUUAUAUAAUAAAAAAUACAAAUAUAUAUAAAAAAAAAUAAUUAAAAAAAAAUACAAAUUAAAAUAAUUUUAAAUAGUUGUAACCUGUUGUUGAUAAAAUUCAGUUUCAGAUUAAUUUGUAGGCGUUUCUUUAAAAUACAGUUCCAGUUUAACUUGUAGAUGAUGAAAUAAAUAAAUUUUUGUUAUAUUUUAUACAUAUAUUGUUAAAAGAACAUUUUUAUUUUUUUAUUUUAAUCUUUUCCAAUUAUUUUUAUUAAAUAACAAUAAGCCCAAAUAACACACAAAGUUAUGUAAAAUAAAUGUAAAUAAACUAGCAU